Salvelinus namaycush (lake trout) is the source of this 1225-nucleotide messenger RNA. Its product is annotated as phosducin-like protein 3. Bases 84 to 809 code for a protein of 241 amino acids. Gene Ontology annotation, biological process: angiogenesis; positive regulation of gene expression; protein folding. The transcript is spliced from 6 exons. Gene Ontology annotation, cellular component: cytoplasm. The record is from RefSeq and is a predicted model, not a curated record. Lineage: Eukaryota; Metazoa; Chordata; Actinopteri; Salmoniformes; Salmonidae.
AGAAAUGUGGGUGAGGUCCUUCUAUUUCCGUGUCUGGGGAGAUAAGUGGUGUGAUUUCAGCGUUUGUCUUGAACAGUUAAAAAAUGCAGGACCCUAACGCAGAUACCGAGUGGAAUGACAUCCUGAGGAAGAAGGGGAUCCUUCCUCCCAAGGAGAAAACUCAAGAUGAGGUUGAUGAGGACGCUCUAGAGCAGCAGAUUCUUCUUCAGCAAGAAUCUGUUGUAAAAACCUAUGAGAGUAUGACUCUGGACCAGCUGGAUGAGAACGAGGAUGACUUCAGUGAAGAGGAUGAGGCCGCCAUCGAGAUUUACAGGCAAAAGAGGCUUGCAGAAUGGAAAGCCACCCAGAUAAAGAAUUGCUUUGGAGAAGUAGUGGAGAUCUCUGGGCAGGACUACAUCAAGGAGGUGAACAAAGCUGGAGAGGGCAUCUGGGUUGUGCUGCAUCUCUACAAACAGGGAAUUCCUCUGUGCACCCUGAUAAACCAGCAUCUGUCAGAGAUGGCCAGGAAAUUCCCCCAGACCAAGUUCCUGAAGUCCAUCUCCACCACAUGCAUCCCCAACUACCCCGACCACAACCUACCCACCAUCUUUGUCUACCACGAGGGAGAGAUGAAGGCACAGUACAUCGGGCCUCUGGUCUUCGGGGGCAUGAACCUCAAAGCUGAGGAGCUGGAGUGGAGGUUAUCAGAAUCUGGUGCUGUCAAGACAGACCUGGAAGAAAACCCCAAGAAGCAGAUUGAAGACAAGCUGAUGUCGUCGAUCCGAUCCACUCUCCCCACACGGAAAGACAGUGACUCCGAAGAGGACUAGCGCGUAACACCAAAUAACAUUACUCUUAACGCUCAACCAUCACUGUGUGUGAGGAUGGCUCUCUCCUGUGGUGAACUGCACACCUCUCACGCUCUCUAUGUUACCUCAGUCAGCAGAGAGGCUCCAUCAGAGUACUAUCCCUCCCCGGUUGAAAGAUCUCUUAUGUUACGAGAUCAUUCUCCUAAAUCAGAUCUGAACUUGUGUUUUUACAUAACAUUUGGUUGAAGAUUGUCCUUUUUUUUAUUUAACAUAUGUUUCAUAAUAAAUGACAAUAGAAAUGAAUACAUUUGUAAUUGUUUAAAUUAAAUGUAAGUAACCAUUCACCCAUGCCAUAAUCAGUUGACGCUUUUUAUAAAGUGUUCACCCUGAUCUGUGUAACCAUCACAUAAAGGACUCCUUUGACUGUGUUCACUGUU